AUGUCUGCUGCGGGCACUACUGUCGACCCUGCACGAGCAUCGUUUGCGAGUGCUAGAUCGCAGCGUGCAUCUGUGGACAUGCCUCGCACGUCCAUGGAUCGUCCAGAGUCUCACUCAGCCAGCUCAUUCUCGUCUUUGCGUCCCACGAGUGCAUAUCAGCCAUUGGAAGAUGCUCCAGGGUCCGUGCGUCCCGCAUCGAUGGCAUUGUUUUCAGGCCAGCAUCAGCGCCUGAGUGUAUCGUCUACGUCAAGUUCAACACCUCCGUUUACUUUCAAAAGCACAGACCUGCGCAAUGCUCUUCAUCUUCACGACGCUCUUACUCGCAAAGCAUACAUGGAAGGUUAUCUACUUGUGCGCCACUCGCUUGGUGUCGACGGCCAGCCCGAUCACCGUGCAGGCCACUUUCAUGACUGGACCGAGUGCUUCGUUCAGUUGCAAGGAACAAGUCUUAGCCUGUGGGAAGCGCGCCUUCUCAACCAAGCUGCUGCAGAAGGGCGGGAAGUACCGCCCACGUAUAUCAAUGUGACAGAUGCUUUCGUCGACUACAUCGGGAUGCAUGUUGAUGCACCCUUCUCUGAUCCAGGAAGUCGCCGCACUUUGUACCAUGUGUUUGCGCUUAAUACGGCAGGAAAGAAUUGCAUUUUGUUCUGCUUCCAUUUGCCGCCGCCUUGUGAUUCUACCAAAGUGCAGCAACGAUUAUCAGUAAAAAAUGAAAAACAUCCCGAGCACAAGCCUGUGCUUGCGUGGCACCAACUUGGUCAGCGCUACUUGCAGUCAUGGAUUAAUGCUAUCCGUCUAGCCUCCUGGGAACGCAUGCGCCUAGACGAAAUUUAUACUGGCGCACUGAUUCGUGCUCGUCUUAGUGCUGUCAAGGGACCUGAAGUCAGUGACGUGUCGGAACUUGCCGUGCGUUCGCCACUCGUACGCGGACGACAUGAAAGCUGGGUCCGUGCUCGGUUUAUGGGGUCCACCGAUUGGCGUCGCUGCUGGAUGGUCUUGCACAGCCACUGGGCUGAUGACGAGCCAACUAGCGGAUUGCGCCGGUUCUUGCGCAUGGGGCCGACAGGUGAUCGAACCAGCAGUAUAUUUUCUCUACACCAUGCUGGAUCAAAUGAUUUUCACGGCCACUCCCAUACACAACCACCUUCGCCGCCAGCUGGCAUUCUGGCGUCACCAGCUGUGGCAUACUUCUAUGAAUCGAAGCGGAGCAAACACCCUUUCGCGAGCUUGUGGCAUGUCCAGCACGUGUAUGCUGUCUAUCCUUCGCGUUCAGACCUUGUAGAAGAGUCUGUCUUAUUCAAAGCAGAAGGCUCACUGCCUCAGUCACCUGUCACGUCUGCCACGCUACAUUCGCGUCAAUCAGGGUGGGUCAUGUUCAUGCCUGAUAUACCAGCAGGCCAAACGCGAGGUGCGAAUGCGGAGAUGAUGAAGUGGAUUAUUGCUCUUAUGGACGCAUUUCGGCUCUAUGGCCGCCCUGAUCAAUUUGAAUGGGAUCCGCGAAGUCCUGCUUCACCGUUCUUUGCAUACCCAAUUGGACCUUACAAGGAUCACUUGUUUUUGGAUCGAGCGCUGGCUGACUACCUUAACAUGUCUGUCGAAGAUCACCUGACUUGCCGACACAUGAUGCAUGAAAUUAUGGCCGCUCGGAUGCGCGGUGAGAAUACAAUGAUACUUGCUCCUCUUCCCGAGCUGCCGAGCACGCUUGAGCCUCAGGUGGCAUUGCCUGAGGCCCAAGCAGCACAGUCAUGUGCCGAUCAGGCAUCGGGUGUUCCAUCAUUUGGAUUCGAGCGCCAAUCAGUAAAACCCCCUGAUCACGUCGCCGAUGCUGGAACUAAUCACACCGAGCCGCGGGCUGAGAAUGCGAUAAACCAACCUAGCACCGAAGCUGAUGCGUUGAACUAUGAUACAGUGGGCAACGAGAAUGGUCCUAUGAUGCAGUCAUCACAUGCUAAUCAGGCGAACCAAGGGACCGGAGCCAUGGAUCCAGCUUCUUAUAACUCCUCGAUGGGCCAAGAAGUCGGGCAAUCAGAAUGGCCCAACCAUGCUAUGGUCAAUCAGGAGCCCGCCCACUCACAGUCAUCCAGCUAUGCAUCUACAGGUCAAGAACACAUUCAAACAGCGCAGUCUACCGGUUAUGUUAUGGGACAAGAGGCUCUUGAGCCAGCUCAGACUAACACACAGUACGAAAAGAGUCAGCCAGCACAACCCUCUGACUUUGCAGCUGAUUACUAUGCUGAAUCCUCGGUGCCAUCAUUCGCGCACUUUCCCAGCCCGCCUCAUCAACGGGAACAGACUGUGUUGGCGUCCCAGCAAGCAUCAACAGGCGACCCAAAUAUGAACUUUGUCAGUACCGAUACAGACUCUGCCCAAGGCCAAGUACACGGCUUACCCGCAGACACUCGCGUGCCUUUUGUUUUGCCAGGUUCCAGGUACGAGAAAGAGCUCCCGCAGCCAGUCGAGUUGAGUCCUUCACAUGCACAGUCAUCAGAGGCACCUACUUCGAAACUGAAAGCUAGUGCAUUCUACAUCCCGCCACGUCCAUUAGCAACGACAUCGUCGUCGUCAUUUUCUGGUCCAGUGGUGCACAACUUGGCGUCAGAUCACACAUACGACCAAGCAUACCGUGAACUCGAUCACAACCGCGUCGGCCAAGGCGAACAGGCCGUUAUCCAUGACUCGAAUGCCCAGCAUUACCACAUGUCGGGCCAAAACCCGACACUCCCUCCACUGCCGAUUGUUUCGACAGACCUAGACGACCUGGACAUGACAAUUCAAGCACUUGUAUCACAUCCGACUGGUACUGGUACGACGGCGCAGCCCUCGAAGACUGAUCCGCAAGAGUCGUCCUCUUCAGCAUAUGACAUGACUCAGCUGGCCUCAUCCAUUCCAUCUGUAUGGAGCGAAGCAACCGGCGCCUCAGCGUCAGGCUCUGGAUCUGGAACAGGGACAACACCGGGAACUGCAUCCAUGUCGACCUCGGCUACUACGCCAACACGGGGAUUGUCGGGCUCUACAGGAGCUGUAUUGCCAGCAGCAUCGGCCAAAGCUUCAAUACCGUCUGUCCCUGCUGAAAUACCCGUUUCUGUUGGUGAGUCCCAAGAGACUGUGCGCACCAUGCCACAGCAUCCGGUGAACCCACGGCAUGACCUUAUUUACGCUUGGCCUAUUCCAAACGAUCCUCAAGCAAAGGAACUUUCGCCUAUCGUGGAAGUUCCUUCAUCCCAUUCGGAGAUGUCCGCUGGGGAUCGCCCCCCUAUCAGUCAUUACAUGCCCCAGUCAUCGUUUCCUACUGCAUCUGAUGCCCCGUCUAGUGCUCAGACAUGCGAUUACCGCACUUUCUAUAAGCAAACGCCUUCCUCAACAUCGUCUCACCUUGCCCUGAACGCGAGAGCCCCACCAGUUCCAAGCCAAAAUUCGGCAUCGUCUCGACCAACAACGGCUUCUUCAUCUGUAGGCAGUGCUGCCGGUUCGUCGCCAUCGCCAGCUAUCCCUUCGACACUAUCAUUUCUUGCACCGUCUGUGGGUCCUAUUGCUUCCAUGUCCGUGUCGACGCCAUCAGGUCAACAGGGAGCAGGUACUAUCGCACCAAAUUCUACAAUCGCGGAGCAUGCGGCGGACCCAAGUUUGAAGGACACAGCAGCAACUUCGAACACGUCAGAAAUCACGAACCGACACGGUUUGGAGCAUGCUCCCAAUGAUCCAUCGUCACAGCCUCUGUCUCGCUCUGUUUCACCAAGCAGGACCGACCAUGACUCCGAAGCUUACCUUCUUGAAGAGUACAUGAACGACGAACAGACAUCUAUGCCUAUACCAUCGUCGAUACCCACCAAGGUCUCAAAGAGUAAAACGACAUCGGCGCCAGCCACUCACUCUGUCAUCGUGCCUCUUUCUACUUCCUCGUCACCAUCGACAGCUGCCCAAGCUAAGUCGCAGGUGCCCACUAUGGAAACAGUCCCCUUGGAGGCUCGGGAUGCACAUGAUGACGACAAAACGUAUGGUAUUCCUGAAGAUCAGCACUCCCCCUUUGCUUCCGACACUAUGGCACGGAAAGUCUCGCCCAUGGGCACCACCGAGGCGUAUCCAUCAUCGUUCGGGCGUAAGCAGCAGCCGCCUCCUGCGUCGUCAUCAUCGUCUCCAUCGCUAUCAUCUGCGAUUCCCGCCUUGCCGCAUGCAUCUGCUCGCCCAGGCCGUGCGCCUGGCGUCUCUCACAUGUCGCAUGACUGGGUCGAUCAUGACGAACAUGCUUCUGGCACACAAAACGAAGAGACAGAGCCUGUCGAUGCAGGGGAUGGUGCACCUACGCUGUCGUCUUCGCUAUCAAAUGGCUUUGGAUCUGGUUCGCUUGAUGACCACUCUGAGUUCUGGCUCUCAUCGUCGGCGCCUUUUCCGAGCGGCCAGCGCCAAAAUCUUCAGCCUCCUCACAUGUCGUACUCUCAAUCAGCCCCCAUUCCACACGCUAAGGAACCGAACGGCGUCUCCACUGCGCCUUUGGCGAAUCCAACGUUCGCACAGCAGCAGUCAUUGCCCUUUUCGGCAUCAACAUUGUCUUCGCUGCAUUCCAAUGGCACACCUUCACGCUCAACAUUUCUCAAGCUCGAUGAACCGCAUUCUUCUAAUUCGCAUCCUAUGACGGGGCUCCUCGCCUCUGCGUCCCAAGACCGCCUUAGUAAAAGUGCGCGUGCGCAGGAAGCAGAAGCUCGUGAGACUGGUCAGGCCCUCAUCAAUAUGCCGAGCAAGCCACCUCCACCUCAGGCUGGACUUAUGGGUGCGAUCCAUUCUCGUGAACGACGUACGCCAGGGCCUGCGUCCGGGACAGAGCGCGAGCGCGAUGCACGACACAGUGGAUUUUCUCGAUCCACUUCAGGCUCACCCCCUGCAGGUCUUUCGGCUACAUCUGCCAUGCCGCACCAUCUCUCUCAGCAGCAACAACAACAGCAAAUGUUUAUGAACAUGUAUUAUUGGCAGCAGCAACAGAUGAUGAUGAUGAUGGGCGUCAUGCCCGGCAUGUCCCGAGAAAGCAUGAUGGCACAACAGCAAGCUAUGCAAGCUGCCCAGCAAGCAUACUACCAGGCAUACAUGCAGUUUGCAUCCUCGACUUCAUCAUCUGGCAGCUCCACACCGAAUCCUCCUCCUUCCAUGUCUGGCUCCGGAUUUCCACCCGGUGCCGGUGGCCCCAUGUACAUGCCCAUGUCGAUGCCGACGUUUACUCCUGUUCCCCCACCGGCGAGCUUUGAUCCCAGCUUGAUGAUGGGCUUUGGCGUGACCCCAUCGUCCUCAUCUUCUGGUCACGGCUCACCCAUGAGGGAUAGCACUAGCAUGCAAAGCCAUCGAUCGUCUUUGCCCCCCGGUACCGGAUCUGGUGCUACUGCUUCCUCAACCUACCCUGAUGCGCCAAAAUCUUUGAAUCGACCACCUUUCGGCUCGCGAGCGUCGAAUCGCACGUUCCAAUAA
This is a messenger RNA of Malassezia globosa CBS 7966, 5451 nucleotides long. RefSeq lists its product as uncharacterized. NCBI's taxonomy places the organism in Eukaryota, Fungi, Basidiomycota, Malasseziomycetes, Malasseziales, Malasseziaceae. The record is from RefSeq and is a predicted model, not a curated record. The transcript has a single exon. Bases 1 to 5451 code for a protein of 1816 amino acids.